Messenger RNA from Platichthys flesus (European flounder), 3997 nucleotides. It is a transcript of the gene lpar3, whose product is annotated as lysophosphatidic acid receptor 3. Bases 197 to 1261 code for a protein of 354 amino acids. Gene Ontology annotation, cellular component: membrane. Gene Ontology annotation, biological process: G protein-coupled receptor signaling pathway. The transcript is spliced from 3 exons. The record is from RefSeq and is a predicted model, not a curated record. Gene Ontology annotation, molecular function: lysophosphatidic acid receptor activity. NCBI's taxonomy places the organism in Eukaryota, Metazoa, Chordata, Actinopteri, Pleuronectiformes, Pleuronectidae.
CACGCCCUGUGCGUCACCGCGCAGAGUGGAGGAGUGGAAGUCUCUACUUCUCUUUCUCCCUGUCCCGCCACCACCUUCACUUCACCGUCUCAUCAGCUCAGAGGAAACAUGUUCAUGAGCUCGACACGAAGCCUGUCGCAACCUCCGGUCUCCUGACGCGCCGCGGCACACACUGCGCUCCACUCCUCCGCAGAAAAUGGAGAACCAGAGCUGUCAUUACAAUGAGACCAUGCGGUUCUUCUACAAUAAUAGUGACGAUGAAUGGGCCAGAAAGCCGAACCAGUUGAUUCUGGUGCAGGUGGUGGGCUCGCUCUUCUGCUGUUUCAUCCUGUUUUCCAACUCCAUGGUCAUAGCCGCUGUCAUCACCAACAAGAAGUUCCACUACCCGUUCUACUAUCUCCUCUCCAACCUCGCCGCCUCAGACUUCCUGGCGGGCAUCGCGUACGUGUACCUCAUGUUCAACACCGGGAAGGUCUCGCGGAAUUUGACAGUCAAAGAAUACUUCUUCCGCCAGGGUCUGCUGGACGUCAGCCUCUCGGCCUCGCUGGCUAACCUGCUGGUUAUAGCUCUGGAGCGCUACAUCUCCGUCAUGGCCUUUAAGGUCCACAGCAACCUGACGAAGAGGAGGGUGACCCUGCUCAUCGUGCUCGUGUGGGGCAUCUCCAUUUUCAUGGGGGCCGUGCCGAGUCUGGGCUGGAACUGCAUCUGCAACCUGGAAAGCUGCUCCAAGCUGGCGCCGAUCUUCAGCCGGAGCUACCUGAUCUUCUGGUCCAUGUCCAACCUGGUGGUGUUCCUCGUCAUGGUGGCCAUCUACAUGAGGAUCUACGGCUACGUCAAGAGGAAGACAUCGAUGCUCACGCCUCACACCAGCGGCUCCAUCAACCGCAAGAGGACACCGAUAAAGCUUAUCAAGACGGUUAUGGUCGUGCUUGGGGCCUUUGUGAUUUGCUGGACCCCCGGCCUGGUUGUCCUGCUGCUUGACGGCAUUAACUGCGAUAGCUGCGAUGUCAUGAAACUGAAACCCUGGCUGCUGCUGUUGGCCGUACUCAACUCCGUCAUGAACCCCUGCAUCUACUCCUACAAGGACGAGGAGAUGUGGACCACCUUCAAGAACCUCCUGCGCUGCAUCGGAAACGGGACCCGGCGGCAGCGCUCCACGAAGGCCAACGCCCGGCCGCUCAGCUCCGCUCAGGACACGGGCAACAGUCAGCCACCGUCGGAGGAGAUCAAGAAUGAGGAUCAGGGAAUACUCGAGACCUGAAUAAAAUGGAACUUGUGAGGAGAUUUUCUUCUGGCCAGCGUUGGCUGGACGUACCUUUCAUGAAGAUUAAGAUUGGAGAUGACUUGAAAGAGGAACAAACACACUUUCUCUCCAAUGUUGCCCACAGAUUAGAAAUACUGAUCUUGAAGAGACGCUGCAGGUUAACUGUUCUAGAUUCCGAGGCUGGGGGGUGAGAUGGAGAUAAGAGACUUAAAUGCACUAAUAAUAACUAACAAUGGAUGCAAGGAUGUGCUUUGAUUGUUUUUUUUUCCAGUUUUGUAUUUCCACUUUUUGAUCAUGACUCCCAUUUCCAUAUAAUGAGAGAUGGCUGAUGCAUUAUCCAUCCUUUUUUGGAGGCUCCCUCCUCCUCACCCCUGUGGCUUAUUUAAACAUGGAUGAUACUAUGCUGCAAUGACUGAAGAGCGAGGCCACUAUAACGGCACAUACAUUUCUACUUUUACCUCAAAAUAGGGUCAAACGAGUGAUAUGUAAUGUUCUGUAAAAAAUAAAUGGUUGUCUCUUCAACAGUUGAACAAUACUCAAAUUAUCCCCUUGUUUAUAGGCGGGUACUAUAAUGUUUUUAGGUUUUCCUGAAUAUGGCAUGGUUUCCUUUUUUAAAACACCCAGUGAGAAUUGCUGUAAACUGCUGCACUGAAUGCAUCGACUUUUAUUUAAUUUCAGCUGUGGGAUGAUGAGCAUGCUGAUUAUUUUUAUAGCCAUUUAAUCCCCCAUUGGUUUGUGAGGCGGUUUUGCCUUUGGGGAAGAGCUAACAGCGUCACUCCUCUCUGAGCCCGGCUCUCCUCUUCUUGCGCUUUUAUCAGCUCACCUCAAUCAACAGAUAAACUCUAACCUGCAGCACUGCGGGGCAGGCAAACUUGUUCACCCUGUAGCAUUGUCACACAUCCGCCUCAGCCGCCUAAACUCACUGGUGCUGCUCUGACGAAACAGCUGCUCGCCACGAGAGUCGAGGGAUUGUAAAAAAUGACGUUGCGACACACUGGAUUCCUGCUGAAGGUUCAGCAUAUACACUGUGUGUCCGUACAGGAACUGAAGAGCAUACGACUGAACGCUGCUCCUGCUGUGACGCCAUUGAAGCCUUUCUUUGGGGGGGGGGGGGUGUAGGAGGCCACAUAUGAGCGAUUUGUGUGUGGAAAGGUUUACAGCUUCAGUGGUGUUUCUUUAUUGAACUGAGGUUACUCAUGAUAAUUUCCUGUGUGACUGUGUCUUUUAUGUGUUUUAUCUGUUUAAAUUCACGAAAGUGACCUUGCUAAACAAUUUUAGUUUCGAAACCACAACAUGUACGAUGUGUCUGUUUUCGCUUGAUGAAAUAACACGAUAGAGAAACAGCUGCAGCACAGAGAUUAGUUUCACGACAGCGCUUAUAUUGACUUUUACUGUGUAGUUAUCUAAUGUGAACAUCAGGUUGAAUGAUUCACAAGUUCAGGGUCAAAUGAUAUGUAUUUAAAUAUAUAUAAUGUGUUAUUAUACUGUUUCAUAUAAUAGUGUAUAGUAAUAUCCAGAUUGUGACUUAAUCCACAACUUUUAUUAUAUUUUCUGGUUUUUACUAAGCUCGACAUGUUUAACCUCUGCAGCAGGGGGGCUCAUGGUCUGUGUCGGUCAGUUCUUUGACCAGACCUCCUCUAUGUUCCAAACGGAAAUGUCGCCACUACUUUUGGAUGGUUGGUCAUUUACAGACAUUCAUGGUCCACAGAGGAUGAAUCCUUCUGAUGGUAGCAAACCCCUAAUGUAUCAUUUAACACCUCCAGCAAGUCAGUGUUUUCACUGGUCUGAUGAAAUGGCUCAACUUCUGUUAGAAACUUAGCUAAAGAGAAAAUAUACUAUGGUUGCCAACUCUCAGUAUAGCACCACAGUGUGUUUGAUAUUUGUGGAUUUGACCAGAAAAAAAUUGGCAAAGACGUUCAUGUCCUUCUCAACAUGAAUUGAAUGGACCUAUUGUCAUCGUCUGGUUAUUUGAAUCCGUACUUUACUUUAUAAUCAGUUACAAUCAGCCUGUGCUGUGUUUAGCGCUAAUUAUCAUUCUAAUGUAAUAUGAUCUUGAACAUGGAAUUGUAUGAUGCUGUUUGCACAACAAUGCAAACAACGUCAGUGCUAGCGUCUUAGCCUGCACAAGCUUUUUUGCAGCUUCACAAAGCUGUUAGAGCGGCUGCCUCUUUCGAAAAUGUCGAACACACCACCCACUUGGCACCUGACGGCAACCAAACCAGCCCAUAAUGUUACCUGCAAAUCCUGUUUGACACACCGAGUCCCCUCCAUUUUAAAGAAAGAACUGGCAGUAACAGAUAUUUGGUAUAAGCCUAAAUUCUCCAAUGUCGGUGCACUAACCAAAGAAACCGUGAAAUCAUUAUCCGACACUGCUAUUACAUGACUUGCUUUGUGUUGAGUAAAUGAUGACGUCCCACUGCCUGAGUGUUCCGACGUUCUCGAGGAGCCACUUCAGGAUGAUUUACCCUUUUGAGGCCUGUUGAUGAAUGACCUUUACUUUCAAAUGACCCCUGUCUCCGACUGGACAAAGCUCCAGAGGAAAAAUAAUCAACUCUGAAGUGGGAGGAUCAGGAUUUUCCACUUAAUUAGGCGGCAAACCACUUGCAUCAGUGCAAGUGCCCCCCCAUCCCACCUGCCAAAUAAAAGCUUUCUCCGCUAAACCUGACACUAUUUGGUGUACAGGAAAUAAAUCAAUAAAGUCUUGUUCUGUAAACAUUAAAGAAAAAGCCUUUA